AUGUUGUGUACUGAGAAAGGCCAGGAGGAGAUCCUCAAGUUCCUGGUGUCACAUGAUGCUUCUCUCUCUGUGAAGACAUUUGGAGAGGGAGCUGAUCUGUCAUUUGCUGAUGACAAGGGAAGAGACUGUCUGAUGUAUGCAUGUGAGACAGAGGAAGCUGAUCUGUCCCUCAGUGAUAACAAGGGAAGAGAUUGCCUGAUGUACGCAUGUGAAAGAGAGGGAGCUGAUCUGUCACUUACUGAUAAAACAGGCGGAGACUGUCUGGUGUAUGCAUGUCAGAGAGGACAGAGACUGUCUGAUGUGGGCGUGUGA
Molecule: messenger RNA, 312 nt
Organism: Haliotis rubra (blacklip abalone)
Lineage: Eukaryota; Metazoa; Mollusca; Gastropoda; Lepetellida; Haliotidae
Exons: 5
Coding region: 1-312 (103 amino acids)
Source: RefSeq, a predicted model, not a curated record